CACACUCAGACACACAGUGAACAUCUUGAGUAGUUUAGAGCCAGUCCACAGAAACAUUAGAGGAGAGAAAGCAGAAGAGGCGUGUUUGCGUGUGCAUCUGUGCAGUAAGAGUAAAAGCACAGUGACUCCUCUUUUUUUUUUUUUUGUGUUGAGUGUUGGAGGCUCAGUGUGUGUGUGUGUGUGUGAAGUGGGAUACGUGUGUGGCUGUUGUUGAAGGAGACUCGGCUGGGUGCGAUGGCUCUUUUGCGCUAAAACUUGUGCGAACAGGAGAGUUAGAGGCAGUUGUUUUGUGGGACUCGCAGGGAAUGGCAAACUCCACGGUCUCCUUGGAAACAUCUGACUAAAUGACAAUGGCUGAGUCUAUCUGCUGCACUUUGGUGAACUGUAACUGUGACGGCUUCAAGCCUGGAAAGCUGAAGAGGAGACAGUGUGAAAACUGCAAGCAUGGUUGGGUAGCACACGCCUUGAGCAAGCUGAAGGUGCACCACAUGUACCAGAGCAGCCAGGUGGAAAUUGUGCACUCCAAUGUGGUAUUUGAUAUCUGCAGCCUGAUGCUGUAUGGAACGCAAGCCAUCCCAAUCCGCCUCAAGAUCCUCCUGGACCGCCUUUUCUCUGUCCUCAAGCAAGAGGAGGUCAUCCAGAUCCUCAACGCUCUUGACUGGACUCUGCAGGACUACAUACGAGGAUAUGUGCUCCAGGAUGUAGCAGGGAAGGUUCUGGACCGGUGGGCCAUUAUGACAUUUGAGGAGGAGAUUGCCACACUGCAGCAGUUCUUGCGUUUUGGUGAGACCAAGUCCAUAGUGGAGUUGAUGGCUUUACAAGACAAAGAAGGCCAAGCGGUGCUGGUUCCCAGCACCCGCACCAACUCAGAUAUUCGCACUUUCAUCGAGCGCAACACGCCUCGCACCGCUGCCACCAUUUCCACAUCCAAGGUUGAUAAGCUGAGUGGCAACAGCAUGCACCACUUUGAGAACUUCAUCAAUAGCAUGGCAUUCAUGCUGCCAUUUCAGCUAUUAGGCUCUGCCCCUGCGCCAUUUCUGGGCUCACCGACGGGAAGCCUGCAGCAGCACCAGCAACACCAACAGCAUCAGCACCAGCAGCAAUGCCGUGGGUCUGUGGAGCUGCAGAGGCGAGAUGAUCAAGGGCAAGACAGUCUAGGGAGUGACAAUCCCUCUCCCUUUUCACACCCUUCAGAAAGCAACCUGCUUGGUUCCAGCUCUGUCUCAUUCCCUGCUGAGUUAGACCGCAGUGGAGACAAGGCAAUGGACAUCCUUUCCGCCAACACAAAGAUCGAGGCUGAGGAUUUCUCCACCAGUGACAACUACUCAGAUGGACCUUCCACACCAUGUACGCCCUCCAUGAGCUCUGAUGUAACACAGAUGUCGCCCGAGGGCAAGCUGCGCUCUCUGGACCGUAACGGGAGUGCUAGUGGAGGGAUCCCAGGAGGUGGUGCCGGAGGAGGUUCUUUAAAGAAGGGUCGUGUAUUUUGCAAUGCUUGUGAGAAGACAUUUUAUGACAAAGGCACGCUGAAAAUUCACUACAAUGCUGUGCACUUAAAGAUCAAGCACAAGUGUACAAUCGAGGGCUGCAACAUGGUGUUUAGUUCGCUGCGCAGUCGCAAUCGCCAUAGUGCUAAUCCAAACCCACGGCUACAUAUGCCCAUGAACCGAAACAACCGGGACAAAGACAUGCGUGGCAGCUUGUCUGCUGAUGAAAGCUCUCAAGGCGAGAAGAGGUCUGAAUAUGGCACUCCCAUCUCUGUUUGCUCUGCAGAAAGCCAUAAGUCCAUACCCAGUUACAUGGUGAGCCAUGUGGACACAGGCUCAAAGCUGCCCAGCAGCUCAUUCCCCAGCAUGAGCCAGAGUGGCAUCCUCUUUCCCAACUUAAAAACUGUACAACCAGUCCUGCCUUUUUACAGAAGCCUGGUGACCCCAGCAGAACUUGCCAACACCCCAGGAACACUGCCCUCACUUCCUCUGUUGUCCUCUUCAGUACCUGUCAAACCCAUCACAGCCCCUGAACCUUGCAUGACAGACCCUAUACCAAAGAAAAAGUCUCGUAAGUCAAGUAUGCCAAUUAAGAUAGAGAAGGAGAUGGUAGAGCAAGAUGAUCAAAUGGAUAAGGAGAGCAGCUCUGAGGACGAGGCUACUUUACAGGGUAGGACCAAAGAUGAGUGUGACGGUAGCCAGGCAGACGGGGAUAUGUACACUAGACAAGCUGGGGAUGAGAUGGACACAAGGGAAGCUUACAAUGGCAAAGACGAAGGAAGGUAUAGUACCAAGAUUGUGUUGGACCAAACUUUAGAUGGAGAAAUGACAGAAAAAGAAGAAAAAGAGGAAAGGACAAGACAGACUGAAUCAGGCAUCAUCACCUUUGAAAAUAGACUGAGGGAGAACCACUGUGACAAUAACUUACUCUGUCAGGAAUCCAGUGGCAAUGAACAAACGGAGAACAGGGAGCAUGCAAACUCACUGCUUGCAGCUGACAAGACCUCAGAGCUAAAAUGGGAGGAAAGUGAAGGCAGGUUGACUAAUGGAGGUGCUCUCGAGCUCAUAGAGAGGGAGGGAUCAGAUGGAUGUGCAGAUGACUAUGAGGACUCAGGGUUGUCACAUCUUGAUCCAAGCACUGACCUGACGCACCACUGUGAAAUCUGCAGUAAGACCUUUAAAAACCCUUACAGUGUCAAGAUGCACUAUCAAAAUGUCCACUUGAAAGAGAUGCACAUGUGCACAGUUGAUGGCUGCAACGCUGCCUUUCCUUCGCGCAGGAGCCGAGACAGACACAGUGCAAAUUUGAACCUGCACCACAAACUGCUGACCAAAGACUCAUUCAACCCAUCCAGCACCCUCUACUCACCCACAUCCCAUUGUAGAAACAGAGACUUUGUUGGCCAAGACUACUGCCAAGAUCAGCGAAACAGAGAUCUGCCCUAUCGAGAUCAAAACAGCCAGACUUCAGUCAUAUUCCGAGGACAUAAUCGCAUGGGCCUGGUCUUUCCUAUGAGCAAAAUGUCUACUGCAUCAGAGAAUGCUGGGGCAUCUCCUUUAAGAGAGAUGGAGAGAUUAGGAGAUAGAGAGGGUGGUGAAAGUGGGGAAGAUGCAGCAGUUCUGGACCUGAGCACUUCCUCCUCUGCCUUGCCUCGUGGUACCGGCAGUGGUCGGUCUUCCUGGGACUCAGAUGGAGGCUGUAGUGAGGAAGCAGAGGGGGUUGAAGAGGAUGAGGAGGCACUUCCCAUGGAGGACAGUGAUGAAAGCUGUGAAGGCAAUGGCGUGGAUAGGCCUCGAGGCGAUGAGUUGGUAUCUGAGGGAGAGCGGACACUGGGUGUGGGGGGGCAGAUUGGGCUUCAGGGAGGUGGGGGUGGAUCUCCAAUAACGUGCCACAUCUGCCAAAAGGUGUACAGCAACAAGGGCACGUUCAGAGCACAUUACAAAACUGUCCAUCUACGACUGCUUCACAAGUGUAAAGUCCCUGGCUGUGAUACUUCCUUCUCAUCUGUACGAAGCAGAAACAGGCACAGUCAGAACCCAAACCUCCAUAGGAACCUAGCUGUUAGCUCAAGUGCCACAAUGGACCAGGAGUAGGGAUCUGAUCUCAAAUGCCAAGUCGAAUUAUUUCCUUCAAUUUAAUUAUUUCUUCUGUUGGUUUUCUUUUUGGGGUACCUAGAAAGGGGUCACCAAUUAGCACUUUCUAAAUUCCAUACCAUCGUAGGUCACAGUCAUAAUUUGGGGAAUAAAAGAUAAAAAACAUUAAAAAGAAAAAGAAAAAAAAAAACUAAGUACAGCCAGCAGUUUAUUUGUUGUGUCAAAGGAAACUUGCUUUUGGAACAAAUGGUAUUUUCUACAAAGAAAAUUUUAAACAGCAGUACAUGCAUCUGUAAGUGUUUACACAAAACACAAAUCAUAGAGAUAAUAACCAAAAUAUGCGCCUAUGGGUGAAUUAAUUUUAGUAUUAAAUGAAAUAUUGUAAUGUGGUGCAGAAUUUUGUAUUGGUUUGCCCUUCAGCCCAGUUAAAAUGGACUGAACUGUUACAUGUGCUGUCUUAGUGACUUACAGUAAAUCACACUGUUUCAUGCAAGUGAUCUUUUCUAGUGUUUUGUUGUCAGAUGUCCACAUCUUUUCCAUGAAGUUGUGCAUAAUAUAUUGAUCAAAAUCAUUAGUGAAGUAACAAUACAUGUCAUUUCAUUUCUUUGAACAAUGGUCUUCAACAUUCUGUUCAAAAGCUAUAGUGUUGUGAGCUUGACCAAUAAGUUAUUGUAUGGUGUUUAAUGAUCUGUCUUUGCUGUUCUAUUUGUUGCAAACUGCUAAUCCUGACCAAAGAUUUUUCUCGCUUGACAGGUGCAUAUGGAAACCUCUUAAUAUUGUGUAAGGGGUAUGGAGUUUUAAGGGGUUUCCCCAGGUGUUGAUCACCCACUUUGUGGUUACAGCAGUAUCCAGGCUUGAAAUGAACGAAAAAUCCAUCAAUAAUAAUGAAAUUAUGUUGGCUGAAGUGAUGGAACAAUAUCUCCAUGGUAAUUUUUAGAGAUCAUGGAGCAAGGCAUGAUUAAAGAAUUGCUGUUUUUGGAGGCUAGAAGAAUGAACUGUGAAAGAGUCAAACACUGAGAAAUAAUCAUGAAAAAAUGCAGUUUAUAAUAAUGGCCCCACAUGUGAGCACACCCUGAAAAAGAACUGGUAGACAAAAUCUUUAUUUAACUGUAUAUUCUGUGAAUAGAGUAAUUUGUUAUCUGAAAGAAACAAAAAAAAUAUAUGGUAUAAACUAGGAUCAUUUCAUCUCUACAUGUCUUUUCUCAUGAAUGAACAAGAAAACUGUGUUGUACAUUAGUGUUUUUUUUUUUUCCACCAUGAUUUAUUGUUCUGGUUUUGCUCUGUAUUCUUUUUUUUACUGUCUAUUUAAUUGCAGGGGGUCAGAUUUAAGAUCCCAUUUGUUUGAUGUUUGUAUUUGUUUCAAAAAAGGAGCAAAACUGACACUUGUUGUUCGGUGGUUCUUUUGAAUUAAUGUUACAAUAUUCAUUGCAAUUAAAUAAAAAGCCAUAUGUUUGCAA
Messenger RNA from Mugil cephalus (flathead mullet), 5038 nucleotides. RefSeq names its product basonuclin 1 (gene bnc1). The coding region runs from base 345 to 3581 and encodes 1078 amino acids. Gene Ontology annotation, cellular component: nucleus. The transcript is spliced from 5 exons. NCBI's taxonomy places the organism in Eukaryota, Metazoa, Chordata, Actinopteri, Mugiliformes, Mugilidae. The record is from RefSeq and is a predicted model, not a curated record. Gene Ontology annotation, biological process: regulation of transcription by RNA polymerase I.